This is a messenger RNA of Filobasidium floriforme, 510 nucleotides long. RefSeq lists its product as uncharacterized. The coding region runs from base 62 to 259 and encodes 65 amino acids. The transcript has 2 exons. The record is from RefSeq and is a predicted model, not a curated record. Lineage: Eukaryota; Fungi; Basidiomycota; Tremellomycetes; Filobasidiales; Filobasidiaceae.
AGGUGAUCUCCCGUGUUUAGUAGAUACAAACAUAUACAUUCACGAUCCUCACACUACGAAAAUGUCUGGACGAGCACCUCAACAGCCUCUCGCUAUCGGCGCCGGAGCUUCCAGCCCCUUGACCUGGUUCUGGAACGACCAGGUCGUCAACCCUGAACACCGAGCUGGUAACAUCAACAUUGCCAUCGGUGUCACCACCUUCGCCCUCGGAGUCCUCGCCGUAAGGAACUUUGGUGGAAUCCUCGUUCCCGGGUUCUAAGCCCAUACAUCAUCACGGCGUCACACGAAUGAAGGCGAUGGAAUAGUCUGGAAGGGUGCAGGAACGGUGGAUCCAGGAAGGAAGGAGUCCUGGAUGAGGAAUGGCGGGAUUCUCGGCAAGCCUUGGCGGCUUUGUAUCAAAUAGUAAAUCACAACGACGACACCUAAUCGAUCAUUCAGCCUCAAUCGCCUAGGUUUUCAGAUCGUUGCUGAACAUAAGGAAGCUUCACGUAUAUGAACUGGUCAUCCCUC